This is a messenger RNA of Hipposideros armiger (great roundleaf bat), 2462 nucleotides long. It is a transcript of the gene TBC1D25, whose product is annotated as TBC1 domain family member 25. NCBI's taxonomy places the organism in Eukaryota, Metazoa, Chordata, Mammalia, Chiroptera, Hipposideridae. The transcript has 7 exons. Bases 90 to 2231 code for a protein of 713 amino acids. Gene Ontology annotation, biological process: regulation of autophagosome maturation; activation of GTPase activity. The record is from RefSeq and is a predicted model, not a curated record. Gene Ontology annotation, molecular function: GTPase activator activity. Gene Ontology annotation, cellular component: autophagosome.
AGGUGGGGCUGCGAGUGUCUGCAUUCUGGAGUGCGUAUAAGGGGUAGGGGGCAAGUGUCACCUGUCACCUUGAGGCAGGUGGCGGCGGGAUGGCGACAGCCUCUGGGUCCUCAGACUUGGCCGGCUCCGGAGCGCCCCCGCCUGGCGGGGAAGUCCAGGCAGCGACAGCUGAGGAGGAGGAGCGAGAGGUGGUACGGGUCCGAGUCAAGAAAUGUGAGAGCUUCUUGCCACCUGAGUUCCGCUCUUUCGCUGUAGACCCCCAGAUCACCUCCCUUGAUGUGUUGCAGCACAUCCUCAUCCGAGCGUUUGAUUUGAACGGGAAGAAGAACUUUGGCAUCAGCUACCUGGGCCGGGAUCGGCUGGGCCAGGAAACUUACCUCUCACUCCUGUCUGACUGGGACCUCAGCACAGCCUUCGCUGCUGCCUCCAAACCAUACCUGCAGCUGCGUGUAGAUAUCCGGCCCACUGAGGACAAAAGACCACUCUGGCAGCUGUUGGGUGAGAGUGGAGAGGGACAAAGAGGAAGCAGGGACUGGUUAGGAGCAACUUCAGGCCCGCUGCUGGAAGACUGGGACAUAAUCAGCCCCAAGGAUGUCAUUGGCUCUGACGUGCUGCUGGCUGAGAAACGGUCAUCGCUGACAACAGCUGCCCUGCCCUUCACACAAUCCAUCCUCUCUCAGGUGGGCCGCACUUUGUCUAAGGUCCAGCAGGUGCUGAGCUGGUCAUAUGGGGAGGAUGUCAAGCCCUUCAAGCCACCCCUGAGCGAUGCUGAGUUCCACACAUAUCUGAACCAUGAAGGCCAGCUCUCCCGCCCUGAGGAGUUGCGCCUGCGAAUCUAUCAUGGUGGUGUUGAGCCCUCCCUGCGAAAGGUGGUGUGGCGGUACCUGCUGAAUGUGUACCCAGAUGGGCUGACAGGACGUGAGCGAAUGGACUACAUGAAACGCAAGAGUCGUGAAUAUGAGCAGCUCAAGAGUGAGUGGGCACAGCGAGCGAGUCCCGAAGACUUGGAAUUCAUUCGUAGCACAGUCCUCAAGGAUGUGCUACGUACUGACCGGGCCCAUCCCUACUAUGCCGGGCCUGAGGAUGGCCCACACCUGCGGGCACUGCACGACCUGCUCACCACCUAUGCCGUUACCCACCCACAGGUGUCCUACUGCCAGGGCAUGAGCGACCUUGCCUCGCCCAUCCUCGCCGUCAUGGACCACGAAGGCCAUGCUUUCGUCUGCUUUUGUGGCAUCAUGAAGCGCCUGGCCGCGAACUUCCAUCCUGAUGGCCGUGCCAUGGCCACCAAAUUCGCCCACCUCAAGCUGCUGCUGCGACAUGCUGACCCUGACUUCUACCAGUAUCUGCAAGAAGCUGGUGCUGAUGACCUCUUCUUCUGUUACCGCUGGCUGCUGCUCGAGCUCAAGCGUGAGUUCGCCUUUGACGAUGCCCUCCGCAUGCUUGAGGUCACCUGGAGUUCACUGCCCCCCGAUCCUCCUGAACAUGAGGUAGAGCUCGUCGGACCCCCCAACCAAGUGGCAGACACUGGCUUUGGUGGUCACAGAGGGCGGCCCGUGCGACAGAGACACAUGUUGAGGCCUGCAGGUGGGAGAAGCAGUGCUUUUGAAGAUGCUGUUGCCCACUUGGCUAUGACCAGCCAGAGGCCUGGUGGUGGGGGACGUCUCCUGAGACAAGCCAGUCUGGAUGAACUCCAGCAACUCAGGGAUAACACGGGCCCCAGGCGGGGCCCUCUGGUCCAGCUGCACCAUCCAACUGCCCUCAUCAGUUCCAAAUCCCUCUCUGAGCCCUUGCUGAACUCCUCAGACCCACUGCUCUCCUCAUCUUCCCGCCCAGAUUCCCCAUCCUCCUCAUCUCCACCAUCCUCCCAGGAGGCCUCUCCCGCUGGUGACGUGGCUGCAGGAUCCCCCUUGAUGCCAGAAGUGGGCUCCCGGAAAGACCCUGGGAAGUCCCUGCCACCCCCACACCCAUUGGGCCUGCCCCCACCCCAGGAAUUUGGCCGGGGAAACCCAUUCAUGCUCUUCCUCUGCCUUGCCAUCCUGCUGGAGCACCGUGACCACAUCAUGCGCAAUGGGCUGGAUUACAACGAGCUGGCCAUGCACUUUGACCGCCUCGUGCGAAAACACCACCUGGGGCGUGUCCUACGCCGGGCCAAGGCUCUCUUUGCUGAUUACCUGCAGUCAGAGGUGUGGGAUUCAGAAGAGGGGGCUGAGGCCACAGCCCCAUCUUAAUCAGGCUCCCUCCAGCCCAUCAGCCCCACCAGAUCACCAGUCUUCACUAUGAGGGCCUCCACCUGAGACCCCACCUCCCUGCCUGCCAGCCCUAGCCCUGUCAGAGCAUUGGGCCCUCUCUCUGCAGGUCUGAGAGUGUGGGGCUCUGCUUUGGCACUGUCUCAUGGAGGCCACGGCCUCUUUUCUGUUUUUGUUUCUUCGUUUUUAACAACUGUACUUUGCACACAUGAA